AUGAAGGCUCUCAGGCGUAGCAUAAAGGGGGAGAAGGACUCUAAACCUCAACAUCUAUCGCUAGCCCCGAAAGCAGCGGUUUCCAUAGUUCCCCCUAAGAAGGUAAUUCGCGCACUUUACGACUACGAGGCCCAAUCGGGCCAGGAGCUAUCUUUUUCAAAGGGGGAUUUUUUCCACGUCAUCGGGCGAGAAAAUGAUACGGAUUGGUAUGAAGCAUGCAAUCCCGCUUUGCCAGACGCCCGCGGGUUGGUACCGGUUGCGUUCUUUCAGGCCUUGGGGAAGACCGAGCGGGAUAGUGGACAAUCAGAGACAUCUCCUCAACCCGUGAGGAUGCCCGAUCAUGACUCGGGAUACUCAGAUACAUCGGGUUCCGGGACUCUGGUGGGUACAGAGGCGCAGCGCCAGUCUAGGACAAGCGGUAAAGGUUCCGGUGCCAUGGUUUAUGGCAUUGUGAUGUAUGACUUCGCCGCGGAACGACCAGAUGAGCUGGAUGCAAAGGCAGGAGAAGCGAUUAUUGUUAUCGCGCAAUCCAACCCGGAAUGGUUUGUUGCUAAGCCAAUUGGGAGACUCGGCGGCCCUGGAUUGAUACCGGUUUCCUUCAUCGAAAUACGAGAUAUGACCUCGGGUCAAGCUGUACCAGACGCGCAAGAUGCGGUUCAAAGAGCAGGGGUACCAAAGGUGGAAGAGUGGAAGAAGAUGGCGGCGGAUUACAAGAACAGCAGCAUUACUCUGGGAAAGUUUGAAGUCCCGAAUUCACAACAGCAGCAGCAACAGCAGGGGUUGGAACAAAGUAUGGGCCGGAUGAGCCUCCAGCAGAAUGGUCGCCAAAGCCAGGGGAACAGCCAGGCCUUCCAACAACAAAGCAGGCAAUCUCAGCAAGCCAGAACUAUGCAACAAAACCAACAACCGCAGCAGAAUCCUUACACAUCACAACUCUAUGCUCCCAUCUCAGCCCGGAUCCCUCGUUACUGUUUUGCAGAAGACAAGUAUUGGUUUGUCAUCGAAGCUGCUUUGGAAGACGGGCGACACUGGGAGUUGUCUCGGUAUUACGAGGAUUUUUACGACUUUCAGAUUGCCCUCUUAACUGAGUUUCCCUCGGAGGCUGGAAAUACAGGUACCCAGAAGAGGACGCUACCAUAUAUGCCAGGCCCAGUCAACUAUAUCACGGAUGCGAUUACCGAAGGCAGACAGCAUAAUCUGGACGCCUAUGUCAAGAACCUUCUCACACAACCACCUUACAUUUCCCGGUGUGUGCUGGUGAAACAAUUCUUUGCACCUCGUGAAGGCGAUUAUGAAAUCGACCCAAACACUGUGAGUGAUGAAUAUCGAUUGUCAGGCGGGUCGCAACAGUCAUCGAGUGAUUCGCCCUCGAAUGGGGCAUCUCGACAAUCCUCGCGUGGCAACCUAAAUGGAGCAGGCUAUUCAGGACUUACAGCAGCACCAGCAAGAAACUCACCCCAUCAACGAAAUCAACCUUCGAUCUCCACAAAUGGAAAUGGCCAGCAAUCAUCGGCCCCCCAAAACCCUGGUAACUCUUCUUCUCCGGCUCUCAAUGGACAACAACAACCGUCCGCGAUGAAGGUCAAAAUUUAUUUUGGGGACGAUCUUAUUGCCAUCCGGGUGCCGACCGACAUUCAAUAUCAACAGCUUUACCAGAAGAUUCGGGAUCGUCUAAAGAUCCCCCAAGGCGACGAGAUCGCCAUGUAUUACAAAGAUGAGCCCAGUGGAGAGCGACCAAACCUGUUGAGUAACAACGAUCUCGACAUUGCACUUGGGAGAAACGAUAAACUCAUCAUUUACGUCGAAUAUAACUGA
Messenger RNA from Venustampulla echinocandica, 1815 nucleotides. Its product is annotated as PX protein. The record is from RefSeq and is a predicted model, not a curated record. The transcript is spliced from 4 exons. Gene Ontology annotation, molecular function: superoxide-generating NADPH oxidase activator activity; phosphatidylinositol binding; protein binding. Gene Ontology annotation, biological process: superoxide anion generation. NCBI's taxonomy places the organism in Eukaryota, Fungi, Ascomycota, Leotiomycetes, Helotiales, Pleuroascaceae. The coding region runs from base 1 to 1815 and encodes 604 amino acids.